AUGCCGCCGAUAGAAGUGCCAUCGUCUGCGACGACGAACGAGUCACCGAAGUGGGCCUCGUCGCUGCUGCGGCAGCGCCUGGCGACUCGCGGCGAGUUCCGCAACGAGGCAUCUCAGUGUGCCGCGGCCAUCCUCCGCUCGGAGGCGGCCCGCGCGGAUGGCCAACUCUGCGACGACGUUGGCGCCGUGCUCGCCGGCAACGCCGUUUACAUCCGCCGUUUUGUCUGCGACGAGGAGGACACGCAGAUGUACGAUAGGCUCAAGGCGGAGCUGGUCGCCGCGACGGGGGCGAGCAUGUCGUCCGACGGCGGCCGCAUUGACUGGAGCCGGCACGAGAUAUUUGAGAACCCGACGGGGAUCAGUGCGACGUUCAACGACGUCGUAGCCAUGCUGGCGGAGUACUUCGACGUGGACGUGUACGCCACGCGACUAAAUUACUACCGCGACGGGCAGCAGUGGAAGCCGCAGCACCACGACAGCCACGCGUACGGCAGCCACACCACCGCCACAGGGGAGCGGCUGCGCGAGGACUUCACGGUGGGCAUCACGCUUGGGGCGACCCGCAGCCUUCUCUUCGUACACGAGGCCUCUGGACGCCGCUUUGACUUCCCGCAGCGCAACGGCGACUGCUUCGCCUUCACUGGAGAGGUAAACACCACCUUUACGCACGGGGUGCCACGUGUGAACGCGCUGAUUGGCGAUCGCUUCAGCAUCAUCGCCUGGGGGCGGCGGCGCGCGAUGAAUGCGCGUAACGGUGGCCGGGCCGCGACGUCCUGCGACGUUCGGCUUAAAGAAGGCGGUGACGUUCGCACCGUCGAUGACGCCAUACUCGCCGCCCAUCAGCUUGUCUCCCGCGCGUAUGCGUCCGCCAAGCCAGCAGUGGCGCCGUCGCUGUUGAUGCGAGCGAAUGCGAGAAACGGCAACGACCACAAGGGUGGCACUAGCGACGACGGCGGCGUGCCCGCAAAGAAAAAGAAGAAGAAUCGGCUUCAGUGA
Trypanosoma conorhini is the source of this 996-nucleotide messenger RNA. RefSeq names its product putative alpha-ketoglutarate-dependent dioxygenase. The transcript has a single exon. The record is from RefSeq and is a predicted model, not a curated record. The coding region runs from base 1 to 996 and encodes 331 amino acids. Lineage: Eukaryota; Euglenozoa; Kinetoplastea; Trypanosomatida; Trypanosomatidae.